AUGAAGAAAAGCAACCAGAGCAGACGGGUCCAGGACUCGGGUCAGCCGGCGGUCCAGCAGCCGGAGAAGUCUGGCUGGAUCAGGAAGUUCUGCGGUCGAGGGAUCUUCAGAGAACUGUGGAGGAACCGCUUCGUGGUCCUGAGAGGAGACCAGCUCUACAUCUCUGACAAGGAGGUGAAAGACGAGCGGAAGGCUCAGGAAGUGUUCGACCUGGCCGACUACGAGCGUUCGGAGGAGCUGAGGAAAGCAAAGAGUCGCAGCAAGAAGAACCACAGCCGCUUCACGCUGCUGCGCUGCAGAACGCCACCGCCGCCGCCGGGGAACGCCGUUCCUAACCUGGUGUUUCUGGCGGUGAGUCCGGAGGAAAAGGAGUCAUGGGUCAACGCCCUCAACGUGGCGAUAAUCAAAGCCAAGAACCGCGUUUUAGACGAGGUGACCAUCGAGGAGGACAGCGCCCUGGUGCAUCCCACCAGAGAUCGGGCAAAGAUCCCUCACGCCCGCCGGCUGCCGACCAGAGGACACCUCAUGGCCGUGGCGUCCACGUCCUCCCACGGCAUGUUGACCCUUGACCUGGUUGCUGAGGAGGACGGUUUCUCUCCGGACUACGACUCCCGGGGGUCCUGGGAGAACGUGGAGCUGCCCCGGGGUGGGUCCUACGGGCAGGUGGCGGUGGCGGCGGGAUCUUGGGGAGUUCGUCAGCGAGCCGGAACAGACGUGUCGAAGCUGCGGGUCGCCUCCAAGGAGCCCAAGGUGAAGACCAGCAGCCUGCCCCGGGGCAGCGAGCUGUCCUGGGGCCAACAGACCCACCUGGAGGCCCCCAAGAGCCACAAGCCCCAGCAGGUGAAGGUCCUUCAGGCUCAGUCCAGGACGCCUCAGCCAGGGAAGAGGUUCAGCAUGCAGGGCCGGAGUCGCUGCGCCUCCAUGGACGAAGUCCUGUCCUCCAGACCGGCGAUGAUUCGCUCCGAGUUGCGCUCGGCUCUUCGGCGUUGUCCGACCGAAGAGGAGGCGGGGGGCGGGGCUUCGGUGCAGCCGGUCGGCCAGCUGCAGAGCCUCAUCGCCCAGCGGAUGCAGAGAGCUCAGGAGCUGCUGGAGGAGAUGAGGCUGCAGGAGCUGCAGAAGGCCAAAGCAGAGCGAGAGCGAGGAGGCAGCUCGCCGUACCUGAAGGGCAUCGACUCGCCGCGCCUCCACCACCUCAGGGGCUCCGACUCCCCUCACUCCAGCAGGUCGUCCGGAUCUCCGAGGAGCAGGAGCAGCGACUCUCCUCGUCUCCGGGGGAAAGACUCUCCUCGUCUGAAAGGACGAGAGUCUCCUCGGUCCAAAGCCAAGAGGAACCGGUCCAAAGGGACCGACUCGCCUCGCUCCAGAGGAUCCCAUUCACCCGCCGCCAAAGCCAACGACUCGCCUCGGCUGAAGGAUUCUCCGAGGACGAAGAGCUCCGACUUUGUCCGUUCACCAAAACUCAAAGGCUCCUUCAGCUCCUCGUGUCCCAGCAGGGAGGACGACUCUCCGGGACAGAUGUCCCCCGAGUCUUCUCCCAGCGUCGGAGGGUCCGACUCCGCUCAGGUCCAAGGGUCCGACUCGCCGCGAGGGAGUGAAACCGACUCCCCUCGCCUGGGGAGCAGCAAGGAGUCGCCCUGCUCGAGUCAGAAGAACUCACCGAGUCUUUCCGGAUCCUUCGAGUCCUCGCAGCCCAAAACCCCCGACAAACAGCGGCUGUCUCCACCCCCGCCCGCCUCCCUGCUGGAGGACGACCUGGAGAGGAGGCGAGACGAGGCCGAGCGCCUCCUGGAGGAGGCCGUGUCGUCGUGGAAGGAGGCGCAGGAGGUCCUGCAGGAGGUGAAGGAGCUGCAGAGCCAGACGCUGCGGCGGCAGCGCCGGAGGACCUACGAGAAGAUGACCACGGCGGCGGCGGCGGCCACCGGGCUGCCCGUGGCGGCGGCAGCGGCGGCAGACGAGGACGACACGCCCACCUCGCCGACGUCCCCCGAGGAGGACGACGAGUCCGAGACGCCCUGAUCAGGAUUUCUUUCAUACAAAUAUUCACUGAAGUGAAUUUUCUCAGUGCAAGUAGCAGCGUUUUACAGCAUGCAAAAAAGACGGGAUUUGAAUAAUUUUGGGGAUUUUUAACUUUUGAUGCACGUGAACACUUAAGCAGAAGUGGAUUACGAUUAAAACCAGCGAUACAGUUCUUCCCAGGAGGUUCAAUGACUCUACUCCUCCACUAGUGCACUAGUUUUACUCCACAGAGUCUCAGUGUGACAGAUUGUGUCGCAUCUCGUCGAGUUAAUGCAGAUUAACGGAGACGCUUCACCUUCCCUCAUGGUGCUGCACGCUUUCUCUUCUUCGUCUUUUAUCUCUGAAAGUGAAGUGAAAAGCCUCUCUGUUCGUCUCAGAGUCCACGUCUUCCCCGUGAGCUUUAUUUAGGAAGAGAUAUUCAGGGAAGAUGAAAAAAACCAACAACUUUUUUUUUCCAAAGCAAAGAUGUCAACAUUUCUACAGCGAGGAACUUUUUCAACAGACACAAACACGACGGCACUAAAGAGCACAACGUUCCUCGCUGAAAGCUUCCAGUAAUGACUCUGAUUAUUCAGAAUCUAAAGAUCUGUUUCCUGUUUUAUUUGCUAAUAUAUAUAAUCUGUCUUCUGGUGUGACAUUUCUGUUUAAACAAUCCGAUUUAGUCGUUUAUCCCAAAAAAACGUCCUUUGAACUCACCGCUGACGGUUUUAACUUCUCGGUGAGUUUCAACGAGCUGCAAGAAAAAUCAGGGAGUUUAUUAAUGUUUUUACACGGUGAAGAGAGAAAAAGCAAUAAUGUCGAAAACGUCUUGAAUCGAAUCACUUUACAGAAAGCAUGUUUUCAUUCACCUGCUGUGACUGUCGUUAACUUUGAGUGAUAAACUGAUAUUUUAUUAAUUUAGGAACACAGAAGAUAAAUAAAUCUUACGAUACGAGAUGUUUCAGGAUCAUUCUGUGUUUUGGCCGCAGAAUGUUUUCAUAAAAGCAACAUGAAGAAACAUUUUGAUGAGAUAAAGUUAUGACGUUUUAACACUUUUUUAUGUGUCAAAGAUGAAGAAAUGUAUCGUUUUGUUUUAUGUUCGGCUGAGGUGAGACUUUUUGUUUUAACCAGCGUAAAUUACAAAAAAAACACUCAUGAAGAACGUGACGAGUUACGGAUUAAAUGAUGAAAAUUACAAAUAUGAUUUAAAUUUACAGACAU
This is a messenger RNA of Centropristis striata (black sea bass), 3216 nucleotides long. It is a transcript of the gene plekho1a, whose product is annotated as pleckstrin homology domain containing, family O member 1a. Gene Ontology annotation, biological process: regulation of myoblast fusion. Gene Ontology annotation, cellular component: muscle cell projection membrane; ruffle membrane. Lineage: Eukaryota; Metazoa; Chordata; Actinopteri; Perciformes; Serranidae. The record is from RefSeq and is a predicted model, not a curated record.